UCGAAAUAGUUUUUUAUUCUGUUAGGCAAGUUUAAUGGAAUCUGCAUGUUUAAUCCAAAUAUUCUUGCUCUUAUGGUUUCCAAGAUCGCGGGUUAUACAAACAGGAGCGCCCCCGACUUCAGUUAAAAAAAAAAAAACUUUUUUUAUCACUUCUUUCCGAAUCAAGGGCUGUAGCAUCAAAACUUUGUGAGGGUCAAGGUCAGCGCGUCAAUAUGAACCCUAUUUGUAGUUUCCAAUAUUCCGACCUUCAUGAGAAUAGGCUUACUAAUAUAUAUAAUUAUAUUUGAAACUACCGUUUUACAGCUUACAGAAUAAAAGACAGAGGUGUGCCGAUAUGACAAGGUGUUACGAUUGCCUACGAAGGGAGAUUAGAGUUAAAGUGGCUUUGCUGCGGUAAUCACCUUGCUCUAACACAUUCUUUAAAAUAACUUAUUUUAAUUUUAACGGGAAUACGGCAUAAAAAUAUUUUAAAAAUUUUAUUUUCCACCGUUUGAAGACGCUAUCGGCUGAGCUCCUUUUCCCAGAGCCGCGCUAUUGCCUAAGGCUAAGGACUAAGGGUUGCUAGGCAACCAAUAAAUUUUCAGGAGUAGUCUAGGAACCCACAACAGAAGAGGUACUUGAAGUGCGGGAGAAUGUUGAAGUCUCUGGCGCCGAUGGAGGGAAACCAACAGCCCCAGCUGCAGUUGCUCUGGGAAGACAAGGAUGUCAAGUUCGAUGUGCCGCACUUGCACAAACACUUGCGCAGCGGAGAACGGGUGCUCGAUUACAUCUACCACAUCGAGGACAGCAAGGGAAACCCGGGGGACACCGGUCGCCUGAUGGUCACCAACCUGCGGAUAAUUUGGCACUCGCUGGUCCACAAGAAGUACAACCUGUCUAUCGGGUAUGCCCGGAUUGGCAACACCAGCACUCGCAUAGUGCACAUGCACUCCAAGGCCAGGAUAGCCAGUCAGGCCAUCUACAUCCUGGCGAUUGGCAACGAGAGCUCACGCUUUGAGUUCCUUUUCACCGACGUCUCCGGGGAAACUUCCCGCCGGGAUCAGCCCAUCUUUGCCAGCGUUUUUGAUGUCUAUCACUUAUAUCAACGAACCUACCUCUACCGCGACCUGAAGCUACGCGGAGCCAUCGUGCAAUCGGGGCAACUGGUCAUCCUUCCGGAUGAGCAGGUCUACAGCCAGGUGCAGGGCGUUUGGAAUUUGUCCAGUGACCAGGGCAACCUGGGCAGCUUCGUCGUGUCCAACAUCCGGCUGGUGUGGUUUGCAGACGCCAACGAAACCUUCAACAUCAGCUUGCCCUACCUGCAAAUUGAAAGCCUUCGCAUUCGAGAAUCCAAAUACGGACCGGCCUUGGUAAUCCAAACCGCAGAGACGGGAGGGGGCUAUGUGCUCGGCUUUCGCAUCGAUCCGGCCGAGCGCCUCAACGAGCUGUUCAAGGAGCUCUGCUCGCUGCACACCAUCUACGGCGAACAGCCGAACUUCGGUAUCCAGUACAACGCCAAGGAUGCCCGGCAGCGAUUGGCAGAGGCCGCCGAGGAAGCAGCCCAGGCCGCCCAGUUCAAGGUGGACAACUUUGAGGAGCUCGACGAGCGCCAGGAGCGUGAGAUCAACACCAAGCUGAACAGCUACCUCGCCGAAGGAUGUCUGGGAAAGGUUUCCAGUGCGUCGAGCCAGGGGGAACGGGAUCCAGUUUACUGCAAGGAGCUGGGCUUCGCCAUGGAGCAAAUACGAGAGGGGUACAAGCUCCAGGAUCUGUGGAUCGUCAUGCCGACUAAAAUGGAAACUAUGGAAUGAAAUGUACAAUUAUUAUAAUUUUAACUAAGUAACUAAAACAAACAUUUCAUUUAUUUGAAGUUAUUUUUAUUGACGCAUACAACUCGCUGUGUGUUUAAGUAAUUUUGCUUUUUUUUGGAAUCGCUUGAAAUUGUCUUUAGCUGAGGGCUAAUUUUAAACAUUUUUGUGCUCCGCAAAAUUGGAAUUUCGUUCAUAAUUUCAACUUCUACUCCUUAUUGAUA
Drosophila ficusphila is the source of this 2011-nucleotide messenger RNA. RefSeq names its product Bardet-Biedl syndrome 5 protein homolog (gene BBS5). The record is from RefSeq and is a predicted model, not a curated record. Lineage: Eukaryota; Metazoa; Arthropoda; Insecta; Diptera; Drosophilidae. Gene Ontology annotation, cellular component: BBSome; ciliary basal body. The transcript is spliced from 5 exons. Gene Ontology annotation, molecular function: phosphatidylinositol-3-phosphate binding. Gene Ontology annotation, biological process: cilium assembly; intracellular transport. Bases 633 to 1790 code for a protein of 385 amino acids.